AUGCCAGGUAUCAAAACUCUGGUUCAAGUGGCGAAUAAGCUAAACAUUGAAAAACCAGAAUUGCGAACUGCCCUUGGAAAAGAAUCCACCAUGUUCUCCAAGGUCCUUGUGUGCUGCCUCUUCGCCUACGUGGCUUGCGGAGUUGUUGUGGAACAUCACCCACCCCAGCCUUACAGCUUCGGCUAUGACAACGUCGACGAGUUCGGCACCCGCAUGACCCGCCAGGAAACCGGAGAUGAGUUCAACAACAAGGUCGGCUCCUACAGCUACGUUGAUGCCCUCGGUGUCACUCGUCUGGUAAAGUACGUCGCCGACGCCACCGGCUUCCACCCUACUGUCGAGACCAACGAGCCAGGAACCAAGACCUCGGUCCCAGCGGACGCCCCGUUCUUCUCCAGCGCCGUUGAGGGCCCACACCCGGUCGUUGUCAAGGCUGCCCCAGUGGCCGCUGUUCACGCCGUUCACGCUGCUCCAGUUGCCGUGCGAGCCGUUCACGCCGCCCCAGUGGUGCACGCUGCUCCCUUCGCCUACGCCCACCACGCUCCUCUCGCCUACGGUCUUGCCAAGCACUUCUAAGAUAUUAAAAAAGUA
Ixodes scapularis (black-legged tick) is the source of this 591-nucleotide messenger RNA. RefSeq names its product cuticle protein 10.9-like. Lineage: Eukaryota; Metazoa; Arthropoda; Arachnida; Ixodida; Ixodidae. The transcript is spliced from 4 exons. The record is from RefSeq and is a predicted model, not a curated record. Gene Ontology annotation, molecular function: structural constituent of chitin-based larval cuticle. Gene Ontology annotation, cellular component: chitin-based extracellular matrix. Bases 1 to 576 code for a protein of 191 amino acids.